Blepharisma stoltei is the source of this 4253-nucleotide messenger RNA. The record is from the annotation of a GenBank genome assembly. Lineage: Eukaryota; Ciliophora; Heterotrichea; Heterotrichida; Blepharismidae.
AUGUCUGAAGAAGACAGUGACAGCAAGUUUAAAAAAGGCGACUAUUCAGUUCACGUCUUCCUUGAGGAUGGCAAAGGCAUCUUACCACUAAAUGACAGUGGAAAAUCAGACCCUCUUAUUAGCGUCAAAGUGUUUGACAAAGAAAAGUGCACUAAGGCAUUAGACGAUGUAGGGGCUGGAGCAAUGGUCUACUGGGGAGAGCAUUUUUACUUUGAGAAAGCAAACUGCCAAUCUGCUGAUAUGGAGAGCCAGCGCUUGAAAAUUGAGGUGAAGGACUCGAAGUUCUUUAGCAAUUCUAUCAUUGGAAGUUAUGAGAUCGACUUGUCAUUCAUUUAUUCGCAGAAAAACCAUGCCAUUCUUCACAGAUGGUUUGCUAUUUGCAACCCGCACUCAGAAGAUUUCAGCCUGAUGCGUGGGUAUUUAAAGCUAAGUAUUUCAGUUCUCCACGAGUCAGAUAAGCCUGUUGAUCUUUGUGUGGCUGAAUCUGCAGCAGCUAAGGAAGAAUUAAUGCUGCCUACCCAAAUUAAAUUAGAAACAACGCAACUUAUAGUGCAGCUUCUUAAAGCUGAUAACUUACCAAUUAUGGAUGAUGGAGGGACUUUAGAUGCUUAUUGUUUUAGUUUGGCAUUAUUAAUUUAUAAAUUUUAAAUAAUUUCUGCAAAAGCUUUCCUUAUUAAUCCGCAUUUAUAAAAAUAUUAGAUAAUUUACUCCAAGAAAUUUAUAAUUACCAUUUAGUUACAUUUGGAACAGCAGAAAAAAAAUCAUCAAUAAAAAUUGCAGAUAAAGCUACUAUGUCAGCAUACUGGUAUGAAGAAGUUUAUGUCCCAGUAAUUGUCCCUUGUGUUUCUUCAAGGUUAACUAUUACAGUUUUAGAUAGAGAUACAGUCUCAAAAGACGAUUUAGUAGGUAGCAUGAGUUUUAGCUGGGAUAAAAUCCAGCAAGGGGUUUAUAAUGAUUAUUUCUGGGCAAAUAUUUAUGGAGCUCCACCUAAUGUCACUAACGAAGAGGCAGAAAUUAUGAAUAACUGUGAUAACUUAGCAUCCCAUUGGAGAGGAAGAGUGCUUUUAAGAGCUUUUUCACAAAAUACAAAUAAAGCUGUCAUGAAAGUGCAGCCAAUUGAAGAACCAGGAAUUAAAAAACUCGUCCAGCAAACCUAUGAAAUAGAAACUGAUUAUCAUAUUAUGGCUCAGGUUUUCCACGCAGAAUGUUUACCUACUAAAGAUUCAGCUUAUUGGAUUUCUAUUAAAUGGGCUGGCAUUGAGCUGAAAACACAGUCUCCAAAUGCUCAAAAAGGUGUCUGCAGGUGGAAUGAAAAUCUUAAGCGCAAAGCAACAGGGAUUCCUUAUAAAGCAUUGCUGCCUGAUAUUUUCGUGUACUUGAUGCAAGACAAUAAGCCAAUUUCGUUUGCCAGACUAAAGGCCAAGAACUACUCGGAUCCAAAUCCUAAAGAAAAAUGGAUAAGGCUCUACAGAGAAAAGGCAAUUGGGAAGAUCAAAAAUGACUGGGAAGGAGGAUUUGUGAAGCUUAGAAUCUACCUUGGAGAAGCUGAAAACGAAGAAGUCGAUCUUUCAAACUGGUCUAAGCUUGCCCCUCCUAUGCCAGGAGCUCCAAAAAUCCUUCUCUGCAACAUUUUUCAAUGCAAAGGUCUACCUCCUGCAGAUUCAGACGGUCUAGCUGAUCCUUAUAUCAAAAUUUACUGUUCAGGCGAAGAGGCAAGCACAGAUCCUAAAGCUAAACCAAAAACCUUGAAUCCGAUGUGGUAUGAAACUCUGUCACUGAAGGUCGCUUUUCCAUCUAUAGAAUCUGGCCCUCCAAUUAUAGUCCAAGUCUGGGAUUAUGACGCAGGAUCUUCUGAUGACUUUGUUGGGAUGUGCGUUGUAGAUCUAGCAGAUGCAGGGGUAGACUGUGAAGUUUCCCCUAGGCCAAGGUGGUAUAAACUUAAUAUGGGAAGAGAAGGAACUGAAGAAGGAGAAGUUCUUAUGUCAUUCAGUAUUCAUGACCCUGCAAGAGUUCCUAGAUAUGCUAUUAAACCAGCCUGUAUGGAAGUAAAUGUGGAAAUCAUCGCGUUAGGCCUAAGAGCGCUUAAGCCUGCAUUAGGAUGGAUGCCAGUCAAUAAAGCUUAUGUGAAGGUAAACUUAAACUCAAUACAGAUCCCAGGAGAAGAUUUAUUGAUCCAAGAAUUAGAAACGCAGCCAUUUGAAUCAGGGCCAAACCCAAAUAUCAGCUCAGUUUUAAGUUUUACGUGCAAAAUACCAAUUGAGCCAUUAUACUGUCCAGUUUUAACUGUAAUGUUUAUGUAGUGUUAUGUCCAUGACUAUAUGUUGAGUGGGCUCUCUAAGCCUUUAUUAGGAGCAUUUUCUAUUGAUUUAAGCGAAGUUUUGGUGAAAAGAAGAGAAUCAGUAAAAAUGAAGCCAAUAGCCCAAGAAGAUGUUUCUGAAAAUUUAGCAAGAGCUAUGUCAUCUCCAACCUUUCAGCCAGGACAAGCUGAAAAAAUAUUUGUGGCUACAGAGGAGGUGGCUGUACAAGAAAGAGGUGAUGUCGAUCAAACUGCAGAGCCAGAACAAGACGAAAGCGCCCCAUUAUUAAGUGAAAAUCAGCAAGAAGAAAACUCUUCUACUGUUAAGACAAAAACCUCGAUUUUCCCUGAACAAAAAGCAGUUAUAGUUCCUAAAAGAUCAUAUACUACAAAUCCAUUAAGCCUUUCUGAAGCACAAAACGGAGACAUGCUUAAAAUGCCGACUUUUAACUAUGAUCCAAUUAAGAAAAGAGAUAUUGAGGCCAAAUUUAUAGACAAUCAUUAUAUUGGAGUUGGGUAUAACAGGAUUCCAGGUGACGGGAGAAAGCAUUAUAGAUAUUUAUUAGAUGAAGAACUGGAAAAAUCAAUUUUCUUCGGAGAAACUGCUUUAGAUGUUUUCGAUAUUAAAAAAGGGCAGUCUAGAGGCUUGAAUUCAGGAGAUAGAGUAGAUGCUAGUGGAGAAGAGUCAACAGUUAGGUCAGCAGGCAAGUUUAAAGGCUUAAUUAGAAUCCAAGGCGAUAUAAAUUCACCUCCAAACGAUGAGUUCGACAAGAUCGCUAAAUCCUUAUUAGUAAAAACUGAUGUUUUGGUCAGAGUUUAUGUCCUUAACGCUUUUAAUCUAUCUCAAAAAGACUUAAACUCCCCUUCAGAUCCAUAUAUCAAAAUAUCUCUUGGAAAAAAUGUCAUAGAUGACCGCAAGAAUUAUAUCCACGACAACUCAAAUCCAGAUUUUAAUCGCUCUUAUGAGCUAAAUGCAACCUUACCUGGGGAUUCUCUUCUUAAAAUCAAAGUUUAUGACUAUGAUGAUUUUGCACCUGACGAAAAAAUUGGUUCAACUGAAAUUGACUUAGAAGAUAGAUUUUAUUCAAGCACAUGGAACAGUAUUCCACAGAAGCCAGUUGAAACUAGACCUCUUUAUAUCAAAUCCUGUAGGAGUCCUCAAGGUUUCAUCAGACUUUGGGUCGAAACUCAUCCUUUAUAUCGCCCAGCGCCUGUUUGGGAUUUAACUCCUAAGCCAGAAUCCAUCUUCGAAACCAGACUUAUCAUAUGGAAAAGUGAAGGUGUCCCUAACGCAGACCCUGAAGGAGUCAGCGACCUCUAUGUCCGAGCCUGGGUCAACAAUCUAGAACCAAAAGAAACUGACACCCACUACCGCUGCCAAAGAGGUGCAGGUUCAUGAAACUGGAGAAUGAAAUUCCGCAUCCCUGUCCACGAAAAAAUGCAAAGUGCUGUAAAUCUGCAGCUAUGGGACAGAGACUUUUUCUCUGCAAACGAUAUCAUUGGUGACGCCUCAUUUGAUUUCAAAGAUUUAGCACUUGAAGCUUGGGAUAGCGGAUUAAGGACAAAGAUGCUUGGAAAAGCUGAAGGAGCCCAAGACAGAUUGAUGAGAAGAGAAAGCGAAAAAUUCUGGGUCGAUUUUAAGAAAAGAGAAAAAGACGGGACAGAGAUUAAAGCUGGAAAAGUCCUUAUUUCAUUUGAGCUAGUCCCUGAAGCUAAAGCUGAUGCUUGCAAGGUCGGAGAAGGUAGAGAAGAGCCUAAUAUAGAUCCACCACUUCCAGCACCUGAAGGGAGAAUGCAGUUUUCGCUUAAUCCUAUUAAAAUGUUGAACCAGAUGUGUGGACCUGAAGUAAGGAUGAAAAUUUACUGCUGGGUCUGUUCAGCACUAUGCUGCAUGCUUUUGAUUUUCAUGUUCCCUAUGCUGCUUUCAAAUACUAUUACAAGCAUUAUCUUUGGGUAG